Danio aesculapii is the source of this 10690-nucleotide messenger RNA. RefSeq names its product solute carrier family 19 member 2 (gene slc19a2). NCBI's taxonomy places the organism in Eukaryota, Metazoa, Chordata, Actinopteri, Cypriniformes, Danionidae. Gene Ontology annotation, molecular function: vitamin transmembrane transporter activity. The record is from RefSeq and is a predicted model, not a curated record. Gene Ontology annotation, cellular component: plasma membrane. Gene Ontology annotation, biological process: vitamin transport; transmembrane transport.
AUGUCCGAACCAUGGCUUUACCCGAGUUUACUCUGCAUAUAUACGGAUUUUUUCAGCAGCCACAGACCACUGGAAGCUUUCCUAAUGCCGUUUUUUGAUGGGCCUGAUAAAAACCUGACAGAGACAGAGGUUGUGAGCGAGGUCUACCCAUUAUGGACAUAUUCCUACCUUGCCCUGCUCUUUCCUGUUUUCUUGGCCACAGAUUAUCUUCGCUACAAACCUGUAAUCAUUCUCCAGGCGGCCAGCUACAUAGUGACAUAUGCAUUGCUUGUGAAGGCCCAGGGUCUGCAGGCCAUGCAGGUAGUGGAGGUCUUCUUUGGUCUGGCAACUGCCACUGAAAUUGCUUACUAUUCCUACAUAUACAGUGUCGUGGAGCCGUCUCAUUAUCAGAUGGUGACUGGAUUUUGUCGCAGCGUGACUCUUUUGGGCUCAGCCAUGGGCUCUCUUCUGGGACAGAUUCUGUUCUCUGUAGCAGAUAUUGCUCUGUUUUACCUGUGUGUCAUCACACUUGUGUCUUUCUGCAUCGCGUUUGUUGCCCCUUGGUUCUUACCGAUGCCCAGUAAGAGCCUUUUUUUUCACCAAAGAGAGAGCAGCUCUCAGGAUGAAGCAGUUCUGGAAACCGUAAACAGGAGUCCACUGAUUGAGAAGCCAGAGGAUCCUUAUUCCAACAAGCAGUUUAAUGCACAUGAGAAAACGACUCUGAAGAAUAAUACCAGCAGUAAUGGAUUACUGGAAGUGUUAAAAAUGCUGUGGGCAGACUUCCUGCAGUGCUACUCCUCCUCCACCCUACUGGCCUGGUCUGUGUGGUGGGCUUUGUCCACUUGUGGUUACCUCCAAGUGAUUAACUAUGCUCAAGCACUUUGGGAGGAUAUAUUGACUUCCAAAAAUUUCGACGUCUACAAUGGAUACGUGGAGACCAUUUCUACGUUGCUUGGUGCUUUUGCGGCGUUUGUUGUCGGCUAUGUGAAAGUGUCCUGGGCAGUGUGGGGAGAACUCGCUCUCUGCAUUUUCACUGUGGUAAUUGCAGUGUGUGUGUACCUCAUGUAUGCUGUCAGAAAUAUCUGGGUUUGCUACACCUCCUAUAUAAUCUUCAGGGCUGUCUACAUGCUUCUCAUCACCAUAGCAACGUAUCAGAUUGCUGCUAACCUAAGCAUGAAACGAUAUGCUUUGGUUUUCGGGGUAAACACUUUCAUUGCGCUCUCGCUGCAGAUGCUUCUCACAGUGAUUGUAGUAGAUUCUGCAGGUCUAGGCCUGGACAUUUCCAUACAGUUUUUGAUCUAUGCCAGUUACUUUGCGGCAGUAGCAGUGAUAUUCUUUUUUGCUGGGCUGUAUAAACUGUUCAGAAGCAGGACGUCUGGAGGACAGAAUGAAUCGUCUUCAGCAGAGGCUUGAAAUGACCCGCAUCAGCAUCUGUUAAGCACAAGUUUCUAAAGUUAUACUCUGUUUAACUGAAUAAGUAGGUCAAAAUAAUAGAAAAGCCAACUUUGCCAAAUCUGUUUGAUCAAUCCAACUUUAAAGGUUUUAUUAGCACUGAUGAUUAUGAUUGUGACUGAACAUUGUAAGUGGCUGCUGUGGUUCGCUGAUUAUGUAGGAUGAAAUGUAUUUAUGUAAAUGACACUAUUAUGAUGCCUUACUGAAAGGCUGUUACUUGAAGCUAAGAAACUAUAGGUAAAAAUAAUCUUUUUGAUUUAUGGGGUCAUGAAAUGCCAUUUCCUGCGUUUUAUGUUUCACAAGGUUAGUUUAAAACAUUUUUCUGCGUAAAAUUGUUUAAUAUUUCGCCACCUUUUAAUUUAUAUGGUUCUUUCUGCAUUCAAAAAAAGAUCACGAUCUCGAUUCAACCCUACACACGAUCUUAAUUCAGCUUUUCUACGAUUCAGCCAAUUAUAUUUACAAGGUUCACAGCAUCUUCACAGCAACAUGGACACCUUCACAUGGCUUUAAAAGUGUGACAUACUGUAUUUAUAAGGUAUAAAUUCCCCAAAAAUGUCAUUUCUGUCUUCAUAUAAUGAUGUACUCGCGGCUUCGAAAUCACACGUGAGGUGAGCGCAAGCUGUUUGUUUACUACUGAGAAUGCACGUCAAUGACACCUACUUUAGUAUACAGAACCUGCAUAGACUGUGAAUAACAGGUAAUAAAGUUGUAAAUAAAGUUCAGUUUGUUGCACAGAGCGAUUGUUUGAGGGCCGUGCGGGAGGUUUGAUUUUCAUGUAUGUGUUUUUUUUCUCUCAGUGUAGGCAGCCAUGAGCCGCACUCAGCAGUGAAAGUGAAGCCUUCGCGUGCAUCAUUUAAAUGAUCAUAUUGCAUUUUACAGUUAUGAUUACGACAAGCAUUAGUAAUGUUUUUUCUUUCAUAGCUAACACAUAGUGUUAUGCAUGAAAAUAAAGGUUUACUGUGUCAGUAUAGCUACUCUAGCCUAUAUAUGAUGUUCAAUAUAAUGCAAGAAGUAAUCUACCCUACUGAAAAAAACAGCUUAAACCAGCCUAGGCCUGGUUUUAGCUGGUCAUCUCCCAGCCUGACCAGCUAGGACCUGGCUGGGAAAUGGCUAGAAACCAGCCUGGAAAUGGCCAAAACCACUCUAAAUCCAGGCUGGUCAACCAGCAAAAACCAGCCAACCAGCCUAGGCUGGUUUAAGCUGGAUUUUCCACAGGGUGAUAAUGACAAAUGAAAACAAAUGGUCUAAUAAUGUCAAUGACAUAUGACAAGCAUGUCUUAAACAUAAUAAUUAAACUUUAUAAUUAUGAAUCGUUAUAUUCUGAUGGCAUCAUUUUACUUUGAAUUAACAAACAGAACAUAUUGAAAGUCUGUUCAUGUCCACCAUAAUGUCUAUACAAAAUGUUGCAUUUUAAGCAACAGUAGAGCUACACAAAGGCCUAAUAUUAUAGUUGUUUUACCAUAUUUUUGAGAAUUACCAACAAUAAUAAUAAAAGCCUUCUCGUAUUAACCUUUAUUUUACAUCCACAGAAUCGUGAGAAAAUCGUGAUCUUGAUUUUAAGCAAAAAAAUUUGUGAUUCCCAUUUUUUCCAGUAUCGUGCAGCCCUACUGAGCUCUGAAGUGUUUGUUGUGCAUAGCAUAAAUGAUAUAGGGAACAAGUCUAUUUCAUCAUGUCAGGGACCCUAAAUCAAUUCUACAGCAUCAAAAUCCUUUUCAAUUUAUAAAUCUGGAUUUUUUUGGAGCAGGUCAAAUGUUAAUGUUAAUGUUAAAUUUUAAUGUCAAAUGGUAAUGGAACAUUCUAAUCCAAAAUCGAAUGCAACGAUUCAAUUGAACUUAUUUAUUUCAUAUUUUGGAAAUAAAUGUUGUUCAAGUUAAAUAUUUGUCCAAUGCAGAAGUUAAUUAUAGGUGACAAUAUGGGGUGGAUAAUUAAACUUUCCUUUUCCUUUAGACAGGAAGCAGGUAGUGCUUCUGUAAUUUGUCUCUAGAGAUGAAUACGGGUGAAAUAAAAACAUUUAUUGUAAUUAAGAUCUAACAUUAAUACAAUGAAAGUUAUGGUGCAAUCUGCUAGAAAACAGACAAUUCUUCAGCAUGCUUUGCUUUACAUUAAAAAUAUUUCAGUUAUUUCAUCUGCAUAACAACAGUUUAUAAAAUAGAUUGUUUUGUUCUAUUGUAAAAUAAAGGGAAUCGGUUUUUCUAAAGCAUGGGUGGUUUAGGAGUUCUGCAUCAAUAUCUACAUCAAUAUGCUGCGUUUUUGGUUGAUACGUAAAAUGGCAUUCUGUUAGCUUUGUUAACAGCACUAGCUAUCAUAUUUUAAAUGAGGGCAUUUAUAUUACAUCUUGGUCACUGAGAUUAUCCCGAUUGGUCUUCUUUUUUGUAUUCAAAGUGCUAAUUGGCUCACAAAUAAAAUAGAGACACACACAGAAGUAUUUUGGUAGGACUUCAGAUUUUACAUUUUAAAUUUGUAAAUAAAAAGUCUCAAUUUACACUAGUUAAAAAAAGAAACAUUGCAUCAUAUCAAUAAGUGGUCAUAGAAUAAGUCAAAUAACCAAGUUUUGGGAUAGAACCUUAUCAUUCAAAGGUGGCGAUUUAUUAAUAAAUCAUAAUUUUCAUCCUUAUUUUCAUACUUGAAAUCAAGCAGCGUUAGCUUGUGCAGUAACAAAAGUAAACUGCUGUGAUUAAACAGAUUUUAUUGAAUCAUUAAAAAUGCACUCGGUGUGUUUUAAUAGUUAAGAUAUCUAUGAUAAAGCCAUAUUUAAUAAUAGUCGAUAAAUCUGGGGCAACAAAUCUGCUUCAAUAAAAAUUUGUGACCUGUUGAAUCUCCCAGUUUCAAGUCAAAGGAUCGUACACCAAAUUACUCUUCAAUAAAAAAUAAACAUUAGCAGUUUGAAAAUGAUACAUGUUUAUUAAGAACAGUUAGAUUUGUCCAUCUCAUGACCCCUUUAAACAUAAUUCAGAAAAUAUCUGUUUGAUAUAUACAUUCAUUAAAGCAAUUUAUUUUUACUAGUCUAUUGUAUGAAGGUGGAUGAUAUAUUGAACUUGUAUAUCAUUAACAAGAAUUAGGCCAAUACUAGUUGGCGGCUAUAUUAGCUAGUUUGAAUCUCGCUACUUUUUUGUUUUCUUUCCUUCAUGCCUUUUUGUUUGUUAAACGUAUUGUAACUGUGUUCAGAAGAGGGUGAUCAUUUUCCCACUGACAAACUGAUUGGUGGUGUUGUUGUUCAAUAUAAUAUAUUGUUGUUAGCAAAACUAAAUGGGGCUUUUGUCAGCUAGCGGUUUAGUUAUUUAUCACAUGAGUGAUAUGACCACUGGUAAUCACAGCCUUGCAGUCGCUGCUGUUCUAAAUUUGCAAGUAUGAUCAGUGUUUUUUAAGAAUUGAAAAUGAUUAAAUGACUCAAUUAAACAGAUCAUCACAUGAUCAAUCACAUUCAGUUACCAGAUAUUGCAAAAAGCAUAGUGGUAAGCAUGGAUAUCAGUAUCGGGCAAAAUGUCCACAUUAUUGUUACCCGAUAAUCAAUAAAUAGGCAGAUACACAAAUCUUUAUAUGAAUUAUUCUGAACCUGAUUAGAUAAUACGCAAACACAUACAGUGGGCAACUGUUAUAAUAUUUGCAAACUUUAAAACCUUAUACAUCUACAUUUUUCUAAUAACAGUAACAUUAAAAAUAAGCAAAUAUCGGCCAAUACAGGUAUGGUCACCGAUGGGUCACUAGUAAAAAGUUGCUUAUUUAUUACCUGAUAAUCAUAAUUGGAACCAAAAGUAUAAUUUGACAGCAGUUCAUCAUGUUGUGCCAGACAGAAUCUGUGGACAAUUUUUUUGCUAUUUUUACGGAGAAGAUUUAUGCUGAAUGAUUUUGGGAGUAUUGUAACUCAACUUAGAACUAGAAAUAAAAAAUAAUGACUUUAAAAUUAAUUAAACUUUAAGGCUUACAGUGCAAAUUCCUUUAGAUCCAUUUGUUUGGUAAACAAAGCAAAUCUUUCAUAUAAUAUACACUCACUGGCCACAUUAUUAGGUACACCUUGCUUGUACCAGGUUGGACCCCCUUUUGCCUUCAGAACUGCCUUAAUCCUUCAUGGCAUAGAUUCAACAAGGUACUGGAAAUAUUCCUCAGAGAUUUUGUCUGUUUCGCAGUUGCUGCAGAUUUGUCAGCUGCACAUCCAUGAUGCGAAUCUACCAUUCCACCACAUCCCAAAUGUGCUCUAUUGGAUUGAGAUCUGGUGACUUUUGGAGGCCAAUUGAGUACAACGAUUCACUCCUUAUGACAUGGCAUGUUAUCCUGCUGGAAGUAGCCAUCAGAAGAUGGGUACACUGUGGUCAUAAAGGGAUGGACAUGAUCAGCAACAAUACUUGAGUAGACUGUGGCUUUGACACGAUGCUCAGUUGGUACUAAUGGGCCCAAAGUGUGCCAAGAAAAUAUGCCCCACACCAUUACACCACUAGCAGUGGUGAAUACCUCGGUGGUAACGAGUGGUUAUUUGAGUUACUAUUGCCUUACUAUCAGCUGGAGCCAGUCUUGCUAUUCUCCUCUGACCUCUGGCAUCAGCAAGGCAUUUGUGCCCACAGAACUGCUGCUUCCUGGAUAUUUUCUCUUUUUUGCACCCAUCUCUGUAAGCCCUAGAAAUGGUUGUGCUUUAAGAUCCUAGUACAUCAGCAGUUUCUGAAAUACUCCGACCAGCCUGUCUGUCACCAACAACCAUGUUCAAAGUCACUUAAAUCACCUUUCUUCCCUAUUCUGAUGCUCUGUUUGAACUGCAGCAGAUCAUCUUGAUCAUGUCUACAUGCCUAAAUGCAAUGAGUUGCUGCCAUGUGAUUGGCUGAUUAUAAAUUUGUGUUAACGAGCAGUUGGACAGGUGUACCUAAUAAAGUGGCGGGUAUGUGUAUCUACUAAAAGACAGAAAAUAUUAUUUUACAAACUGUAUUGUAAAUAAAUCAUAGAAACAUUCGCAUAUUAGUUAAAACAAUAACUAAAAUGAAUGUAUUUAUAUUUACUUAUAUUAAUACUCGGUGGAAAAAAAGUGCAUAGCCUAUGAGUAAAUUCCUUUCAUAAGUGUCUCAAAUGUUUUCUGGCAUUUUUGCAGGUUAGGAUGCUUUCAGAGCAUUGAAAAUUGACUCAACUUAAAAUUGUAAGGCAACUUAUGCAGAGCUUUUUUGAAUUGACUCAACUUUUAACCUAAGUACUGCACUUGACUCAAUUUAAGUUGCAUCAACUAUACCUCUGCAGCCAAACAAAGAGCAAAAAAAGGCCUUCAACUGUUCAAUUGUUUUGAAAUAAAAUUAUAUUUCAAAACAUGAUAUCAAGUCAAAUAACAUACUUUAAUAGUAAUUUAUUAUAUUUAUAUUUGGGAAAAAAAUAUACAAUUGUGUUUGUGUUUUGCCACUGAUUACAUCAGAUUCAGAAACUGAGAAAAAGAAAAAGUGAGUUACAUGCAAAAAGAACUAAUAAAAUUAACAAAAAGCAUUCCACCUUUUCACGGCAGUAGUCAACAUUUGAGGGUGGCACAGAGGUUCAGUGGUUAGCACUGUCCCCUCACAGCAAGAAGGUCACUGGUUCGAGUCACGGCUGCAUGAGCCAGUUGGCAUUUCUGUGUGGAGUUUGCAUGUUCUCCCUGUGUUCGCGUGGGUUUCCUCCAGGUGCUCCGGUUUCCCCCGUAGUCCAAAGACAUGUGCUAUAGGUGAAUUGAAUAAGCUAAAUUGGCCGUAGUGUAUGUAUGUAUGUGUGUGUGAAUGUGAGAGUGUAUGGGUGUUUCCCAGUACUGGGUUGCAGCUGGAAGGCCAUCCGCUGUGUAAAACAUAUUCUGGAUAAGUUGGCAGUGUUGUUCCCUGAUGAACAAAGGCACUAAGCCGAAGGAACAUGAAUAGUCAACAUUUGAACACUGUUGUAUUGUUUUAGAACAACAAUUUAAUCCACUUUCAAAUGUUGACUAUAUUAUUUCCUGCCUGUUUUGUUUAGUUCACAUGCUUUCUAAAUGAGGUUGUAGGCUUGAUACUUCCAUUCCCAAGUAAUGUUCACUGUUAGGAUGCCAUUUGUAUUUUGUUGUCAAUUAAUCAUCAGCUUAUUUUUCAUGAACGUAUCCAUUUUAAGCUUUUAUACCCCCCACCACUUACUCCCAUAGAUUAUUAUGGGUCAACGUUACAUUUUGUUGUCUGUGGAAGGCCUGAGAGCUCUCAGAUUUCACCUCAAAUAUCUUAAGUUGUAAUUAGAAGAUGAACAAAGAUCUUUCAGGUUUGAAACAACAUGGGGGUGAGCGAUUUAAAGAGCCCCUAUUAUACAUAAAAUAGGCUCAUACUUUGGUUGUAAGGGUCUCCAACAACAGUCUUAAUAUGCAUGCAAGGUCAAAAAACACUUUCAUUUCACCUAAUUAUCCCAGAGACUCCCAAAUGAAUCUUUCAGCGAUUCAUUUGUUCCCAAACCCCUCCUUAGUGCAAAGCUAAUCUGCGCUGAUUGGACCGAUGACAGCAUGUUGCGAUUUAUCGACAGCGCUCAGUGCGAGACCGAGUGAAAUGCACUCCUUAUCAACAAUAUUGAAGUAGUCAGAGUGCAUAGUGUAUGUGUGAGCAUACCUGCCAACACUCCUGUUUUUCCCGGGAGUCUCACAUAUUUCAGACCCAUUUCCAGCCACCCACCCAUUUGUUAUUUAUUCCGGAAAACUCCCGUAAUUUCUCAGCAUUGGUCCUCAGCAUUUUGGUACGGUCGAUGGAACCCAACUGUGGUCGCCAACAUUGGUAUAGGAUCCGAUCGCAGCGGCCGCCCAAAACACGCGUCAUAGUAGUUACUAACACCAUAGAACUCAGUACCCGGUUCAACAGUGUUAUCAGGGCUGGCGCAUUCAUAGAGGCGACCUAGUUGGCCGCCAUGGGUCCUUACUUUCAUCCACGACACCCACCCCCUCCCUCCCGAUCCUCACUUUCAUCCGCGAACUGGUCACUUUCUUUUUCACUUUUGGGUUGAUGGCAACGUGAUCGCCGUUCGCCUAGAGUGUCAGUUCAGCUUGCUCCAGCCCUGAGUGUUAUUCAGACACCUCACCCCGAACCUAACCCCCUGGUCUCCUGGAUUUUCAGGGAUAGAUAUGGCAGGUAUGUGUGUGCAUUUAAACACCAGCAUAUUGCUCUAGUCUUAAGCAUGACACACAUUCAGUAUUAAUCCACACAGCGGCAAAAGCUGAACUAUUUUGAAACUUGACCGCUGCACAUGUGUAGGAUCAGCUGACGGUGGCCAUAGCAACGACAAACGGCUGGGGAAAACGAGCUCACAAACGCAUUUAAGUCCGUAAACAAAGCGGCACGUGUCACGUUUUAACGUGGCAUUAAGACAUGAGAAUAUAUAGAGUUAACCAGAUACAGUACAAGCGGUUACAAGUAACAGAACACAGUUAAAUACAUAAUUUGGCAACCAUUUUAAUCGCACUUACUUGUGAAAUGGAGGAAGAAACUGAUCUAUGAUCCACUGAUCCAUGUACUGAAAGUCCUUUUAACAAACGGCUGAUGAAUUCUUCAUUUUAAGCGUGUGUAUUCCAGAAGCACUCGAACAGCAGAAGGCUGGGCUAUAAUGCUGAGGUAUUUUUGCAAAAAUAAACCUCAACCACUGACUCUUCACAGUUUCAUCUUUGGGUAGAGAAAAUAGCACUAACUUUCCCCUCACACUUCCAGUAAUAUCCAGUUGAGCACAGCGUUGAUUCAACCGUCGUCUGCUAUUGUGCAUUUCUAGCCUCUUUUUCUUUGUGUACUGUGCUUGUGGGCGGGACCGCAGGUUUCAAAUUUCCCGGGUUUGCGCGCGCAACAACUGGGUGGGGCUUAAGUUUCAUAUCCACGUCACGGCGAAAUGGCUAAAGACUCGUUAUCAAGACGAUUCAUUCUACUAGGAGUCGACUCUUAUAUAAAUGAAUCAAUAGUUUUAUACACUGUCAACUUUCAGAUUUAAGCCUUAGCUGGAUACUUCACUUAGAGCUGUGUUUCUACACGGAAGGUCAUUCUCAAAAACCCAUAAUGGGGGCUCUUUAAAGGGACAGUUCACCCAAAAAUUAACAUUUACUCACUGUUUACUUGCCCUCAUAUAAUUAUAGUUCUUUGUCUAUUGAACACAAAAGAUAUUUUGAACAAUGCUGAAAACCUGUAAUCACUGACUUCUUUAAAAGGAAAGUACUAUAGAAUUUUAUGGUUACAGGUUUUCAGCAUUCUUCAAAAUAUCUUAUUGUUUAAUAGAAGAAAGGUUUUAAACUCGGUGAGCAAAUUAUGACAGGAUGUUUAUUUUUGAAUGAACUAUCCCAUUUAAAACAGUUUGGUCAUCCUCAAUGCCUUCAUUAGACAGGAUUUAAUAGAUGAUUCAUUAAAAAGCUCUUCUUCCCUUAAAGAUACAGGCGAGCUUGUCUGUGUACUUAUCGAACACUGCUCUUUUUGUCCCGGAAGCAUCAGAUUACGCACAACACAAUCAAAUGAAUUAUUUAGAUUUGCUCAAUACUUGUUACUGAAGAAUCAAGAAUGAGGCUAAAGAUACAAUAAAAGCACUUUUAUUAUUAUUGACUAUAACGUCAAACCAGCUGAAAGGUGCAUAUUUUCUACUGUAUUUAUUACUUGUUGUAUCUUUAAUUAUUUUCUCUGUUCAAAAUUUAAAGACAAGUGUUACAUUUUAUUUUGGAAGGCUUUUUAGAAAUAUACAGAACUCAAGUUUACUGUAAUAAUACAUUCAUUCUAAAUAGAGUCCUGAGGUUUUAAGAGGAUAGUUCACCCAAAAUGAACGUUAAUUCACUGUGGUUUUAAACCUUUAUGAUUUGUCUUUCUUUGGUUCUACACAAAAGUCUCAUUGUAGGAAUAAAAAAAUACUAUGAAAGUCAAUGCGUUCCAUGAACUAGCAUUCUUCAGAAUAUCUUCUUUUGUGUUCAACAGAAGAAAGAAGCUUAAAUGGGUUUUGAACAAGCGAAGAGUGAGUAAAUGUUGAUUAAGAUUUCAUUUUUAGGUGAACUAUCCCCAAACUUUUAAUGUGUAUUUGUACAGCAAUAACAGGAUUGUUUUUUGGACGGUUGAAAUGAUCCAUGAAUGUGCCAACAUUAUAAAAAUGUGCUUCGAUUUCUGUUAAUAUUUUGUUGGGACCAAAACAUGAUGGCGUGAGCAUUUUGUAUGUAUGAACCAUAUCAAUGUUUAUUUAUGUUGUUGAAUUUGGUCUAAUGGAGAAGGUGCACUAUCAGAUGUAGUACUGCUCUUUUCUUCUAACAAUGGUUUUGUAGCUUUAUUUUUCUGUUGAAAUUCAAUAAAGGAUAUAUAUAUAUCUAUAU